Messenger RNA from Chilo suppressalis (striped riceborer), 2022 nucleotides. NCBI's taxonomy places the organism in Eukaryota, Metazoa, Arthropoda, Insecta, Lepidoptera, Crambidae. The record is from the annotation of a GenBank genome assembly.
CUUUUGAGAGUGUUCAAUUGUGCGUAGCGUUGCUGUAGUUGGAACACUCAACGUUAAGCAAUAUGCCGCAUAAUGCUGUAAUUGGAAAGCUACCUAAUACACGUUCCUAUUAAGCAUCAACAUAAUUCGGCAUUGUGCGGCACUGAGUCGCAUUAUGCUCUGUAAUUGGAAAGCAACCAUGAUAUACACCACAGUUCUGGAAAAGACGCCGACAGAGCCCAUUACGACCAUGUCACGACACACAAAUACAAAGAGUAUGACAAAUAUAAAUCCGGCUUUAAGUCAGACAGAUGACAUUAUUUUGUAAAUAAUCUAAAUAUUUUUAUUUCUUUCCUCGCGGGUCAAAUUUCAUUAAUUUCGUCGAAUCAUUUUGUAGGAGUGUAGUGUGUUGUGCUAAUUGGCGUAUUUGGUUAAGCAAAAAUAUGAUAGCUCGACUGUGGACCGAUGACCUGCCAAAAUGUAGGAAUACAUGUGUAGCUUCGUAUUUCUCACGACUCGGUGGUAAUACUAAUAAUACAGAUGAUUACCUUUGCUUCCAUUGCCAAACGGAAGAUAAUUCUUGCUUGUAUGGUGUGUUUGAACCGCACAAUGGGUUGGAAGCAGCAAGAUUUAUUAUGCAAAGAAUGGCUGCUGAAAUAUUGUUUCCAUCUCCUUCUGCAAACAAUACUGAUGAAGAGAUUCGGGAACGGUUGAGGAAUGCUUUUGUUUCUGUAGAAAAAGCCUAUAUAGAGAAUUAUGAUGGACUAAUAGCAGAAAGGACAAGCCUACAGUAUCAACUCCCCCAGACGAUAAAUGAGCAACAGAUGUCACAAUAUGAUCACAUAGUGGCACGUCUCAAAGAAAUCGACCAACAUCUCUCUGGAGGUGCUACUGUGGUCAUAGCACUAGUUCUCAACGGGAAACUAUUCAUAGCUAACGUAGGGGAGACUCGAGCACUACUUGGUAGAACAGAUGAUAAUGCUGUAUUGAGAGUUAUACAGUUGACAGUGGAACACAGUUUGAAUAAUGAAGAUGAAUUGCUGAGACUGGAGCAGUUGGGACUUGAUGUUAAUAAAUUAAGAAAUGCUCAGUAUUUAGGCAAUCAAACAGGAACCCGUUGUUUAGGCAACUACUUAGUGAAAGGGUUAUACAAAGCAUUUCCUACAAUCAGCGCAGCAUCUUCGGAACCCGUAGUCGCCACGCCAGAGAUACACGGGCCUAUUAUACUAGACGAGUCUUGCAGAUUCCUCGUUUUGGUCAGCGCUGGAGUCUACAAACGCAUACAAGAAGCCAAAGGUAGCAGUGAACAAACCAACAAGCAACUAUCCCAAAUCAUUGUUGAAAACUUCAGAAAGCAAACAAACUUCAAAAACGUUAGCCAGUCAGUCCUCGAAGAGAUAGAGGAAGAAUUCGUAUCAUACUGUGUGAAAAACAAUUUGACACCAAAACCGAACACUCACAUGUCAUUGCUGAUAAGAAACUUCAACUUUUUGCCACCGAUCGAAGAGAGCGUACAGAGAAACACAUCUGUGAGAUUCAAUCCGAUAGUGCAAUCGAAAUCUACUACGUUACUGAAUGAAAUUGAUUCUGAGCAGUAUUCGUCAGGUAAUGAAAUAGAAACGAACGAAUCUACUGUGGAUACCAAUCGUUCGGUGGAGUCCUCAUCAGAUAUCCUGUAUCCGACUAGGCAGUUCGAUAAGGAUAGAAAGAUCAAAGGCUAUGUUGAUUUCUCUUGUUACUAUGAGAACGUUGCGAAGGCGCGCAAGAAUGGCACCUUGCCCGGUUUUAUUAAAUAGUUUUUGUUUUACCAUUAAAUGGUGGAUACAUUUUUUUACACCAUGAGAUUCAGUGUUUACACAGAGAAUAGACUGAGCGAGUAUUGACCGCACGAUCGCUUCGUCCCUCUCGCAGUUAUCUGCCAAAGGGGGUAGCGGGUUAAGGGGGGUCUGGCGGCCCCCACUGAAUCUGGUAAAAUCGUUCCAAAAAUCUUGAAGAGGGCCGAAAAACAAGCAGUAUAAGCUUUUUACCGACAUUGCAACCCGG